Molecule: messenger RNA, 2243 nt
Organism: Anolis sagrei ordinatus
Lineage: Eukaryota; Metazoa; Chordata; Lepidosauria; Squamata; Anolidae
Gene: CD200R1
Product: CD200 receptor 1
Biological process (GO): regulation of neuroinflammatory response
Cellular component (GO): external side of plasma membrane
Molecular function (GO): signaling receptor activity
Source: RefSeq, a predicted model, not a curated record
GACAGCCGUGAAAAAAGUAGCUUGGUCUGUUUCCUCAGUGAUCACUUUUAACUCUACGCACAAAGGAAGUCCCAAAGAGUGGUAAAGUAGAAGGAGGAACCAAACCAACCCAAAGGAGCUAAUCAGUGAAGAACAUACUGAGCUGCUGCAGAAAUCAAGUGACGUGGAAAGAAAUGCUGGCUGGAAUGAAGCAUUUGUACCCAAAUAUGCUUGUGGGCUAGACAUACUACAGAAUGGAUGGGGGGAUGAAAAGCCUGAACCAUGGAUGCAAAAUCUGGCAUUAGUUGUGGUACAAAAUAUGGUACUAUGUAUGCCCUGCUCACGAUCAUACUGGCCAUGGCAAUAAUGGGGUCAUCCCUUGCAAGAGAGACUAAUCAAAAUAAUUCUGUACAGAGCCAUAACAACAUUUCCAUCAGAUCUGUGACAGUGAACAAGGUUACAUCUCAGCUGGCAGAAGGUAAAGUGAAUAAGUCUGCAGUAAUUGGCGCUACUGUUGUAUUGGAUUGUCCUCGACACAUAUAUGACCUGGUAGUGUGGAAUGCAUACUUAUAUAAUGGAAUAUGGUGCCAUUUAUCAUACUGGACUAAACAUGAUCAGGAAAGCAAAAACUGCAGUGAGAAUUCAAAUUGGUUAUCUAGACCAAGGCAUCCGCCUUCUCUUCAGAUAAAGUCAGCCCAAAUUUCCAACGAAGGAUUAUACCGAUGUUCUAUUUCAGAUGCCAAUGGAACUUUCUUCUUUUCCUAUUAUCUAACAGUAUUAGUACCUCCUUCGGUGUCUUUGAGUUAUAACGUCAAUGGCAAUCCUGUGUGCAAGGCAGCUGCUGGAAAACCGGCUGCACAGAUUUCAUGGACCCCGGAAGGAGAUUAUAAAACUAAACCUGAAGUUUCACUUAAGGGCACAGAGACAAUAAUCAGUGAAUACUAUGUCACCAAUGCCACUCAGGAUGACAUUGCUUGUAUCGUCUCUCAUCCUGCCUGGGAAGAGUCCCGUGUCUUCAGUCUCUCAUUAGACAUGGACAGUGCAGGAAGGACAGAUCCUAUGCGAAUUCUCUACAGCAGCCUCAUUUGUCUCUUGGGAAUCUUCGUGCUUGUACUUUUCAUUUACCUAUGGAAGAUCUUCCGUGGAAGAAAAACAGAUGUCACUACACUGAAAAUCCCUGAAGCAAUUUCAACACGACUGAGCUUCCAGGAGAGUGAUACACAGCCAUAUGCCACCUUUGUGCAAGUAGAAAAUGUGAUCUAUGACAAAGCAAGUGACUUCUCACCGGGAUUUUCAAGUUCAACAUGAGCCAUCAAUUAGGCCAAGCUUUGUGAAGAUGUGUUAAAAGGGGGAAAACCCUUACUUAGUAACAGUGAAGACGGCAUGCUAUUUCUUUAAAGAUACUUUCCUUCUUACUGAACAUGGAAACGUUUUGGUUUGCGCAUCUGUGUUGCAUCACCAAUGACCCAUUGUCUCUAACAUUACCCUUCCUCCUGUCACAGUCAUUGGUUACAAGGCCAGAGUUUGCUGUCUUCUGUACAAAAGGAAAUGCUCAACUUACCAUGCAGAGAGUUUGUGGGUUUGAGCAAAAGAGGGAUGCUGCUUCUAAGGCAAUGGUCUGGAGCUACCUAAGCAUAGCGUUAUUUUGUCUCCAUCUCAGGAGUCUGUGCUCUCUGUUGUGGUUCCGGAGAAGGCACAAGUCUCCAGGCAAUGAGUUUGAAUCUGCUUUGAACUCAUUGCCUGGUGGGCUCGAAAAAAGUGAUGUGCGUGAUUGGCUUCACUCUGGUUGGGCAGAAAAAUGUUUCGACUGCUGCCUGCGCAUGCUCAUGGUAGUAACCUUUGGAGCAUCAUCCCAUCCACCCUUUAUUGUAAUUAAAGGGUUCUCAUGUUGUUAUUCUACAGCUGCUUGUAUGUGUUUCAGUCAUUGUCACACCUUUGGGGGGAGCAGUUGGCAUGGAUCCUGAAUCUGGGACCUUGAGCACCAGUUCUCCUUUUGGGCACUAGUAAAGUUGGGGGUUCUCUUAUGUGUCUGAUCCAGCAUGAGAGGCAAAAGGUUUUCUAGCAAGCCCUGGUGGUGGAGGAGGAGGACUGUUUAGGCCAUCCAUCUUCAUAGUUCCUUUCCUGUCAUGUCAAAUUUCAGCUGAUGGCCGAAGGUUCAGGAUAAUUUAUUAGCAGGUUGGUUGGUUGAUGCUUGGAUCCAGAACCGAUGUGUUUGGGGUAACCUCUUUUACUGCUGUAACCAAUAAAGAUGUUGUCUUAUUUAU